GCGUUCCUUGGCCUGGCACCGAUGCCAUAGAACUUUUGACUCGGGAGCUCAGACAGGCAUCAGAAUCGCAUCUCUCUUUAGAAGCAUCCGGUCAGAUGUCUUUUCAGGUCUUGUUCUGAGCUGUAUGGACAGCUGCGCCCCGCAAGGAUCCAUUGUGGCAGAUGAGGACUCGUAAGAAUGUGAGGACUGGUAGAGGAUUCUGACCGUAGGAUUCACAGGCAUCCAUCUUUGCAGUUCUUGGAAUAUAUCAUUCAGUUAGCACCUUCUUCCUCCAGGGUUCUCUGAGCUUCAUCAGCUCGCCAUCGCUCUCUCCUCGGUCAUCUCAUAUUGCAUUCUUUUGGUCCUUGCAGUCAUUCUUCUUGCCAAGAGAUUUCUGUCCCUGUUGUGUCCCCCAUUGUUUGUCACGUCCCGUCCUGUGUCACGGGUGUCUGCACAUAUCUGUGCCGGAGCCGCUCUGCCCCGCUGCGUAGCCUGGUGCGAUAGGACCAGUCCCGGGGACUUGAGAUUUGUAGCGUGGGCUGUAGUUGGACUCUAGGUGGUAUUCCUAGAUUGACACAAGAUGUUUGGAGCUGUGAAGGUAUCCUGCAGCCCUUUGACGUAUAUCCUAACUUUCUUUCAGGUGCUGAUGCAUUAUAUCCUUGUCAGAGCGCCCCAUCCCGGGCUUGUGGGUUCCCAUGAGCAGGUCAGUCACUGUUUGUAUCUGCAGAGGAAGCAUAAAUGGUGACUAUGUUACAGCACUGUUCUUUGUCUUUAUUUUUAGGCAGUCAAGCCAGAGAGCAGCAGUCAAGGCUGAGUGGGCAAGCCAUCAGGACAGGCCAAGGAGUUGUGGCAGACUCUGCGACAAUGGCGUCAGCCUCCGAGCACGGCCAAAGCGUGCGGCCCGAGGUCCUGGGCAUUCUUAAGAAUAUGCAGCAGGAUAAAAUCCAUGGCAGAGCAUCCCAUCCUGGAUUAGGGGGUUCCCCUGAGCAGGAAGUAAAGCCAGAUAUCAGCAGUCAGGUUGAAGAGGGCAAGGCAAUUGACUCUGAGUGUCAUCUGGGUCGCCUUUGGCAACAGCCAUGGAGUUGCGGCAUACCCUGCAACGACGGUGUGGCCUCCGAGCGCAGCAAAAGCAUGUGGCCUGAGGAGCUGGGCAUUCUCUGGAGAACGCCGUCUAAGAGACAACGGCCCAGUGACAGCAGGAACUUCCCAGCUAGGGAGGCUGCCUUCCUUCACACCAGACAUGGAUUGGCAUCCCCAGAUGUCUGAGAUAAGUAGAGGGCUGUGACCCAGAGAGGAGAUGAAAGUGGGGUGCUGGUUCGGGACUCACCGGGAGGAGUUUUUGAGUCCGCUUUGGAGACGGGGAUGUGGAAGAAGCGGCCCCUUAGGCCACUGAAUGGGAAAGUGUCACUUUUGAUCACAGUGCUGAGGAAGUUAUGCCAGAGAGCAGCAGUCAAGUUGAGGAGGGCAAGGUGGUCCACUUGCAACUUCUCCCGGCCAAGGAUGCCCAAUGCCAGGUGCUGUCACUGCCCUAGGUGUGCCAAGGAAGAGAGGCAAGCGGGUAUCUUCGUGCCAGCCUCUGGAGUCAAAUCAAGAUUUGAGGUACCGUGAGGAGGCUUGUAGGCGAAGUUUGGAAACGGCUGCACCAAAGCACACGUCUCGAUGUCCACAUCCAACCGACGAUGGAUUUUGUUCGCUCAUCUUCCAAAAGCUAAGUGUUGGGGCGAGUAGUCGGGAGAAGGGGAAAAACCUUUGCUAUCACAGGAGGCAGUUUAAUGUUAGCUUAGCAGAGAGGUCUGUAGGGGG
Motacilla alba alba is the source of this 1782-nucleotide messenger RNA. RefSeq lists its product as uncharacterized. The record is from RefSeq and is a predicted model, not a curated record. The coding region runs from base 718 to 1245 and encodes 175 amino acids. Lineage: Eukaryota; Metazoa; Chordata; Aves; Passeriformes; Motacillidae. The transcript has 14 exons.